AGACAGAUGAUGCUGGCUCAGAACACAUGAUUCCCUAGCAUUUGGUCUUUCAUCUCAUACUUUGUUCACUUUCUCUAAUCGCAUAAACCCUGCCUCAAGUUCUCAUAUUCAUCUUCAAAGCAUGUAGGUAGUGCACUCUGCAGCCCCGGCUGUCAACUACACCUUUGGCGACCGUUUUUGCCUGUGCGUGCAUCCCACCACCAGGUUACCUGAGGUAGGCGAGGGCAACAAACAGGAAGGCUACCUACCUACCUUACCCAAGGCAAACACCUCCACCACCUCCACUUUCGAUCGAAGAGGACCCCCGAUGACAUUCGCAUCUGCCUGAGACUUCCGAUAGUCGACGCCGACUAUGGCUUCCAAUAUAUUCUCUCGUCUUGUGCCACAAGACCGGGGCAGGUCCUUUUAUGAAGACCUAAGGCAGACGGAUCCUGAUGCAGACCUCGAGGCUCGCUCCGGUAUCGAUAUCGACGAGGAGAACUUGAACCGAUCGUAUCAUGACUAUGACCUGGAAGAGGCAGAGCGCCUAGCAGGAGACGAAAGUCACAUAUCUCAUUCCCGAGGCGAUGUUGCCGGCGCGAACACGGUCCAUCGCCGCGGCCAGAAAGCCAACACCGCACGCUGGUUGAGUGCCGGCGUGGAAGACGACGUAGAUAACGACGUACCGGAGUCGCUGCUAGUGGAAACUCCACGGGCUCCUCAGCACCCGUUAUUAUCGCCGUCAAGAGCUGGACCAUCACAUUCCCGCCCAAGCGCAGUCCCUGGACCAUCUACUAGGCAGAAUCAAGCGCAAUGGGAAGCCACUCGGCACCAACAGCGACUUCACAAUGAUGACACUAUGCCUCAUGGUCCGUUUUCAGGCAGAGCUGGUCAAGGACGGUCUGAACCGCCACCAGUCGGUCUGAUGGCUGGAGACCCCUACGAGCAGGCAAUGUGGAGAUGGGUCAACGUCUCAAAUCUCGAUAACUUUAUCAAAGAUGUAUACGCCUACUACCGAGCAGCAGGUUUUUGGUGCAUCAUCGUGCAGCGCAUUCUUGAGCUGGUCAACGCCGCAUUUGUCGCCGUUUUCUUAACAUUUCUUUCCCAGUGUGUUGACUAUCACAAAAUUCCGCACAGCAAAGCGCUGUCGGAAAUUACCAUACCAAAGUGCACCCAGAACAUGAGUCUGGUGUGGAACGUUGGACUUUGGCUGUUUGCCAUCUACUUCAUAUGCAGGUGCUUCGGGCUUGUCAUUCAGCUGCGACAAUUGAGGCAACUGCGAGAUUUCUAUACCCAUCUCUUGAAGAUACCCGAGGCCGACAUGCAGUCAGUCUCUUGGCAAGAUGUCGUUGGAAGGAUCAUGGCCCUUAGAGAUUCACACCCCAGGACUGCGGGUAAUCUUACUAGGGUUCAGCGCGCAUGGAUCGGGAGCCAGUCCAAAGAGAGACUGGACGCUCACGACAUCGCAAACCGAAUCAUGAGAAGAGAAAACUUCAUGAUUGCCAUGCUCAACAAGGACGUUCUUGACCUAACCAUACCGCUUCCUUUUUUCCGAAAUAAGCAGCACAUGUCGGAAUGUGUUGUUUUGGCCAUUUCAUUCAGCAUUCUAGAUUUUGUCUUUGACAGUCAAGGCCAAGUCAACCCUGAGUUUCUCAAAGCUAGUCGCAGGAGACAGCUCAGCCAGAAGCUGAAGUCACGGUUCUUUUUCGCUGGCUUGAUGAUCUUCGUCAUGUCGCCAUUCAUCGCUUUGUACUUGAUCCUGGUUUACUUUCUCACGUAUUUCCAUGAAUUCCGAAACGACCCUGGAGCACUGGGCGCUAGGACAUACAACUCUCUCGCCAAGUGGAAGUUUAGGGAGUUCAACGAACUGGACCAUCUAUUUAACGAUAGAAUGAAUAUGUCGCAUCCAUUCGCAAAGCGAUAUAUUGAUAUGUUCCCUAAACGAAAGACGGAGCAAGUGGCGCGGACAGUAUCGUUUAUCAGCGGAUCCAUCGUCGCCGUAUUGGGGUUAGCUACAAUCUUUGACUCCGAGGCGUUUCUGCAAUUCGAGAUAACGCCAGACCGAUCGGUCUUGUUUUAUGUAUCAAUACUGGCCACAUUAUGGGCGGUUGCUCGAGGCAAUAUCUCGGACGACAAUGAGGUUUAUGACCCCGAGUUCGCUAUGAAGAGCAUCAUUGAGUUCACCCAUUACGAGCCGGACCAUUGGCGUGGCAGGCUCCACAGUACGGAAGUCAAGAACGAAUUUUCAGAGCUUUACAAGCCGAGACCUCAGAUAUUUCUUGAGGAGAUUCUCAGCAUUUUACUUACACCUCUGGUACUCCUGGUCAGUCUGCCAAACUCAACUGAUCAAAUUGUCGACUUUUUCAGAGAGUUCACCAUACAUGUCGAUGGACUCGGCUACGUAUGUCUCUUUUCCGUCUUCAACUUCCAGCAAGGUCACACGAAUCAGAAACAGGCAGCUGCUGCAGAUGCGCCUGACAACAGAGAGGAAUACUACUCGACGAAACAUGGGAAGAUGGCGGCAUCCUUCUAUGGGUUCCUGGACCACUACGUCAUCAACCCCAAGACUGGCCUGCCGGGCAAUCAACUGCCUGGGUCACGGCAACAGUUUCAGCAUCCGCCAUCUUUCCCAGGGUUGCAGUCACCAACACUAGCUGCUGACAUGCGGCAUUCUCGUAUGAUGAGGGAUCGUGGACGCAGCAGCGGGGUGCAAGUUCCGGGCUCACAGGGCAGGGCUCCUCAAUUCAGGGCCCCACUGCCACAGCCGUCACCCAUGGCGUCUAUUCUACUUGAUCCGCAUCACCAGCCCGCUCCCGGUGCGUUUGGCAGCCGGAGCAUGCAUAGAUCACGCCAGAUGGCGGUACCGCAACGUGGCGGGUACAUGAGCGAUAGAGAUAUAAUCGAGGAGGCGGCUACUGAAGAUGGCCAAGACGAUCCUAGGUUUGGAAAGCUAGGCGACGAAGACAUAGAUGAAAGUGGAGGUGCGCUGGACGAGUCUACAUGGCAGACGUCGCCCACCAAGACACUUUCCAGAGAGAACAGUGGUGCCAAUCCUCAAGAGACUGAGGUUGGUGUUUUGGGUCUCAUUCACCAGUUCCAACAGGCGCAUAUGCAUUUGAGGCGUUGACAGUGGUGUUGAUAUUGUAUUACAUGUUUUGUUUAAUGAAGGGGCCCAUAGCACAGGACACCUAGAAUCGGCUAGACUGCAAACAAUUG
Molecule: messenger RNA, 3195 nt
Organism: Pyricularia grisea
Lineage: Eukaryota; Fungi; Ascomycota; Sordariomycetes; Magnaporthales; Pyriculariaceae
Exons: 4
Coding region: 353-3106 (917 amino acids)
Biological process (GO): protein localization to phagophore assembly site; autophagy of mitochondrion
Cellular component (GO): autophagosome; phagophore assembly site
Source: RefSeq, a predicted model, not a curated record